UGCAAUGUGCCUUUCAAAACUGAAUUUGAAUUCCUUCACAUUCGCUACGAAGCGCAGAUGCAAAGCCCCAGCGCAAGGCCUGCAUGCUCAGUAACAAGGCACCGCUGGCAGCCCUGCCCCGCGUGCUCGGGAUUUCUGGGGAGCCCCCAAAAUCCACUCAAGAAAUAUUCUGCUGCUUCCCUCGGCCCGGACAGCGUUAUCUCCUCGUCACUCGGGGAGCUCCCAUCUGUACUUUCAUCUUUGGUCAGUUAUUCGAACGUGGCCCGCAUCCCUUCCUUGAAUCUAGUUUUGCACUCCUGAGCGCUGUGGAACGCCUCGAAGAACCCAGACAGCAGGACUGAGAGCAAACCCGGAAGAGACAGGACCUGCCACUGGCUGGCUGACCACACUGCCUCCCUGACCGGGGAUGGCUGGUCUUCCGGCGGGGUGGGGACUAGGCCUUACUCGGAGGCGUAUCCCUCUCGGGGGCGUGUCCUCCUGAGGACGUGUCCUCGGGGGCCGUGGCUAUCAGGGCGGAGUCAGGUUGCGGGCAGAGCGCUCUAGACCAACCUCGCUGUUCUCGGGUAAAAAGCUACGCUUGCGACCGGAAGCGACAGCAUGUUGAUCCCAUUUUCAUUGAAGAAUUGCUUCCAGUUACUUUGUAAUCACAUAGUCCCAGCAGCUGGCUUUAAAAACACAGCAAAAAGUGGGCUCAUUUUACAGUCACUUUCCAAUGAUGUGUAUCAAAAUCUGGCCAUAGAAGACUGGAUCCAUGACCAUAUAAAUCUAGAGGGCAAGCCGAUUCUUUUCUUGUGGAGAAAUUCUCCUUCUGUUGUCAUUGGUAGGCAUCAGAAUCCAUGGCAGGAAUGUAACCUCAAUCUGAUGAGAGAAGAAGGUAUAAAACUAGCCCGGAGAAGAAGCGGAGGAGGAACAGUGUACCAUGAUAUGGGUAAUAUCAAUGUGACCUUCUUUACUACCAAAACCAAGUAUGACAGAAUGGAAAAUCUGAAAUUAAUCAUGAGAGCUCUGAAUGCUGUCCAACCCCAGCUGGAUGUGCAGGCUACCAAAAGAUUCGACCUGUUACUUGAUGGACAGUUUAAAAUCUCAGGAACAGCAUCUAAGAUCGGCCGGACCACUGCUUAUCACCACUGCACCUUGUUGUGCAGUACUGACAGGACUGCUUUGUCUUCUGUGCUCAAGAGCCCAUAUCAAGGGAUCAAAAGCAAUGCCACCACAAGCAUACCCUCCGCAGUAAAAAAUCUUCUGGAGAAAGAUCCCACGCUGACCUGUGAAGUUCUGAUGAGUGCCAUUGCUGCGGAGUAUGCUGCUUAUCAUCAGGUUGAUAAUCACAUUAACCUAAUAAACCCAGCAGAUGAGAUGGUGUUUCCCGGGAUAAACAGUAAAGUCAAAGAACUACAAAGCUGGGAAUGGAUCUAUGGCCGAACUCCCAAGUUCAAUGUAAAUACUACAUUCAGUGUGUUAUAUGAACAGACACACCUGGAAAUUAAAGUAUUCAUAGAUAUAAAGAAUGGAAGGAUUGAAAUCUGUGAUAUUCAAGCACCUGAUCAUUGGCUGCCUCUGGAAAUACGUGAUAGAUUAAACUCAAGUUUUAUUGGAAGCAAGUUUUGCCCCACUGAAACUACUCUAACAAAUAUAUUACUGAGAACAUGUCCAGAAGACUGUAACUUACACAGUAAAUGGAGUAUUCUGUGUGAAAAAAUCAAGGGAAUAAUGUGACUUUAGGUAACUUUAUGCUGAUGGUUUCGAUGAGAAAAUAAAAGUUUUAAAUG
Molecule: messenger RNA, 1769 nt
Organism: Nannospalax galili (Upper Galilee mountains blind mole rat)
Lineage: Eukaryota; Metazoa; Chordata; Mammalia; Rodentia; Spalacidae
Gene: Lipt1
Product: lipoyltransferase 1
Exons: 2
Coding region: 598-1716 (372 amino acids)
Biological process (GO): protein lipoylation
Cellular component (GO): mitochondrion; cytoplasm
Molecular function (GO): lipoyltransferase activity
Source: RefSeq, a predicted model, not a curated record